ACACCGUCGGGGCAACAGUCCGCCGGACGGCUCCCUCCUCCUCUCACCACAAACACUGGAUAAUGCACUAGAGGACAGUUAUUAAUUGCUUUGAUAAUCGUAUAUAUUCAGUGUCUACUCCAUCGACGUGGGCACCAUGCAUAUCAGGUGGAGCUUGCUAGUACUGGUGGCCGUGGCCACAUGCGGGGGCCUUCCUCAACAAGACCGCCGCCGCCUCUUGUUUGGCAACCGCAAUCGACCCAAUCUCCUUACACGACGCACCUCUUCCACUGAGGCUCCUGUCGACUCUACCACAGAGGCCCCACCACUAGAGGAGAACAAUGCUUCCCAGCCAAAGGCUCGGGUGCCCCUACGCACGCCGAAUCUAAGGUUUGGCAUGCGUCCUGGAUCUCAUUCUGUCAAGAGUAAAAUUGAGCAGCAGAAAGAAGAAAAGGAGAACCACGAGGAGCUGAAAGAGGCCACUGGGGAAGUAAAGGAGGCUAGUGAGGAUGUACAGGAGGCCACUGAGGUGAAAGAAACACUGGUCAUCAGCGAACCAAUAACAGGCCAAGAGUAUGUUGCCUUUGGAGAUGCUAAAGAAAUCCAACCAUCUAGACCGGAGCCUGAGAUCCUUACCAAACCCAUUCCUGGACAGGAGUUUGUGGCUUUCCAGGAUCCUGCUAUUGUCCAGGAUUUUGUCACCACAGCCGAAGACGGAAAGAUUGUUCAUGUGAGUGUUGAUGAAAAACCAGAAGGGCAUGCUGAAGCAGAUCUAGAGCCACUUUAUGAUACUUUUUAUGAAGAUACACCAGCCAUUCCUGACCAGCACAUCUUGGAAUCUGGGAUUGAUGCUAUCCUCCUCACUCCUGAUGAAACCUUGCCAAUAGUGAAAGAGGCACCUGCGACAGAAUCAAAUGCCUAUGAGACCCUGAUUGAGAAGGACCAGGUAACAGAACAGUCUGGGUCAGAGGGCAGCAUGACUGAACAAGAACCUGAAGUUGAGGGAGAGAGCAAACACAUUCUGCAUCAUCUGGAACUUGAGCAGACCCACAUCGAAUCCAAGAAUGAAACAAGGACUGAACACCCUCAUGACGGUGAUUAUGUGGCUGAUGCCGUUGAUCUGCAUGAACCCGAGUCUCUCCCCAAAUCCCUGCAUGCCAAAGAUGGUGCCCUUACCCUUGAAAAUGAGCCUGAAGCAGAACCUGAACAUGCUGCAAAGCCAGAACAUGCUUCAGAACCUGAACAUGUUGAACAUGCUCCAGAGCCAGAACCAGAACCUGAACAUGCUGCGGAACCAGAAUUUGAGAUUCCGUAUGAAGAGCUCACAACAGAGGUUCCCGAGUAUUCCACUGACGUGCCAGAUGUGUCGGAGAUUGUUAAGGUUACCAAGUCUAAUGAUUCCAAUAUACAGAUCCUCAAUCCAGGCGAAAAAGGCCAGGGACUUCCUCCUGUCAAUGAACUCUAUGGAAAGUACUUCGAUGAAAGUGAACUCAACUUUGGAAAAAAUCCCAAUAACCAAGAGAAGCUCCUCUUUCCCUCUGAGACAGAACAGAAGACAAGAAGCAAAAUUGAAAUAAAGGAGGUGAAUGGCCAGCUGUAUGAGUAUGAAUACAUAUAUUAUUAUGAUGACGAGUACCCCCAGUAUGAUGACGAAAUUGCAGCCGUUGAUGUCGAGUCUUCUUCGAUUGUACCACUAACCGAGGAAUUUGAUACAACCACAAGCACCACCACUACAACCACCACCAGCACCACCACCACCACCACACCUGCACCUACCACGACUGAUUUGCCAGCUCGUGGAUUCAGCAGAACCUCGGGUAGCAGCCGAACCCGUGGAAGUGAGAGCAAUGGUUUACUGGAUGGCAGCAGAUCAUCUAUCAGCAGCAGGACCCGUGGCGGCAGCAGCAGAACAGAAGAAGACAGUAGUAGAAGAGACAGCAGCAGGUCGUCUAUCGGGAGCAGGAUUCGUGGCCACCACACAGUGGAUGAACCCCAGGAAGAAAACAUCAUUGAGCCAGUGAGAAACUCAGCACGUGGAAGGACAUUCGAGCCUAGCAGAUCCUCAUCCCGUGGGAGAGGAAGUUUACGGGGGCGGGAGAACACCAACACCAUUGAUAAUGCUGUGCAUGGUGUAACAGUGGAAGAGGACAAGCUUCCUGCCCACACCCGCUUUCCACCUCGGACCACUACACCCUCCAGUGAGGCAUUAAUUGAGGAUUCCUCCCAUGUGGGACUCGACGAACAGCAUCAGGACCCCCUCGUUCCAGAUGUGGCAAGAACCCAUGAUGGCCGUGGACGUCAGUCUUCUCGAGGUGGUCGGCUGUUGACCCCAGAGGUCACACCAGAAGUUAAUUUGGAGGAAAUAACAACUGAUGUGCCUUUCACUACUACAAUGUCACCAUCUUCUCUCUCCAUCGUCAAUCUCUAUGCAUUAUCUCGCGCCGCUGAUGCUCAAGACACAGGAGAGACCACUACACAGGACCCCAGUGUGUAUGAUGAAACAGAAACGCCCCUUGAUUACCAAGACUACAGUGACUAUGGUGACACAGCUACGCAGGUUCCCUCCCACUUACCAGAAAGUGCCACAGAACUUGAGCCCCAGGCAGAACCUGAACCAGAACCUAGUACAGAGAUACCUACAACUACCACAACCACUACUACUACUACUACUACCACCACCACCACACCUCCCCCCACCACAACUACUGAAGAAAGCAAUGACAGAGAACGAUUUGGAUUUAGACCCAAGGGCUCCAGCCGCUUUGGCUCACGUGAUUCUGGCAGAAGACACAGACUCUCCACCACUGAAGCUCCACAGGAGAGCAGCACCACUCAGACAACCUCUAGACCAGGAAGCCGAUUCAGUAAAAGGCCUCCGAUUGGCGGCAAUCGCUUCAAACCCCAACAAACAGAAACACCAGAGACUGAAGUAGCCAGUGAGAAAAAUGUUGAACUGGAGUCCUCAGAUUCAGACAAACCUGCCUCUAGACCUAACGGUGGUUUCAGGUCCAGAUUUACUAAGCCUCGUACCAGUUCCUUUGGCUCAUUCAGAUCUAGAACAAGCACCAAGGACGACACAGAAGUAACUGAGGCUACCACAGCAAAGCCUCCAGCAGCUACACGAAACAAGCCACACAUCCCUUCAAGAGGUGGUUUGCGCAACAGGGUUAGAAAUCGUGGAAGUACAACAGGAGGGGAGGUCAGUACAGAGCCUACAGUUGAAGAAGCACCCAAUGAAUCUCCUGCUGAGGAAAGAGCUGCAGAGGAAAUUCAGAAUGAAGAAGUGAGUGCUGCUGAUGCUGUGUCACCCACCACUGAUGGCCCUGCACUCAAAGACUCAAACGUUCGCGGUAGGAGGCCCCCGAACAGACAUCGAUUUGGUGGCCUUGGAGGAGCAAGAGCUCCUCGCCCAUCAAAGGUUGCAGAAGAGAAACCCCCUAAAGAGGUAGCCCCUGCAGAACCUUCGGGACAGAAACGCACUCCUCUCCUCAAUCGAUCACGUCCCACCACUGGCCUGGGCUCUCGCUUUAAGAACCGUAAUAAUCCAAGAAUUCGUGGGGGAGCUAAUACUGAAGCCCCUGCAGAGAAUCCUGAGGCAACUGCUGAAGAAAGUCCAGUACAAGAACAAACUGAGGAUCUCACAACAGAUGAACAAUCACCAACAGAAGGAGGAGAAGUGGCUGAGCAAACAGGUAGUGAUGUUGCUGCUGAAGAGUCACCAGGAGAGACCCAGAGUGAAGCAACACCACCUCGUGGUGGUGGUCCAGGUGGAAGACGUGGUGGCUUCCUUAACAGAAAUCGCAAUCGUUCUGCUACAACUAGCCAGGCAGCCAAGAAACCAAAGCCCACCACACCUGCCCCACGCAGAAAGCCAGGCGGUAUCUCCUUGCUCAACCGGAGAAGAUCAGGUCAGAAGGUGAAGAAUGAGGAACAAGUACCAGAAGCAGCCGAUCCUGCAGCUCAAGAUGUACCUGCUGAUGAAGCCCAGCCAGCAGACGAGAACCAGCCUGAAGGAGAGGCAGCACAGGCUGCAGAAGAGACGCCCCUAGAUGCUGACCCCCAACAGGAAGAUGCAACACCAGCCCCUGCAGAAGAUAACUCCCGCCAGAAGCCUCGCAAUAGAUUCUCUCUAUUCAACAGGCGACGUAACCGCAGCUAGAUGGACUUCUUUCUUGUAAUCACUCAGACGUUCUCGUCCACUCUACCUGUUCCCCACAUCAUCUUUGCUGUACUCUUCUUCCCAGUCAUCACCAUCGUCAUUACCAUUAGUCUCACCCUUAGUGAAUGUCACCACUGCCUGAAACAGGUUCGACCUUAUGUAAGGGGAUGUGACUUGCCGUGUCCCAUCUUCCCACCACUUUGGGACAGUGUCUAAGAGUACCUUCUAGGAAAUCCGUGUGGCUACAUUUGACAUUACAUGAGCAUCAGUUAACAUGAUAACUGCCACCUUGCUCUUACUGCAAAUGUUCCAAGCAAAUGAACUCUAGCAGAUAAAGUGUGUGAGGGGAGGGUUCAGCAGGGUGCCUGUGAGAGACACCGUGUACCUCAUCACAUCUUACUCUCACACCCAUUGCACACACAUACCCAAUCCCGGCCUUUAUUGGUCCAACCUAGAUCGUGACACCAAGUUUUAUCAUUGCCCCGUACCCCUCCUUCCCAGUGUAAAAAAAAUGUGACCGAGACAACUUGGACAGUAGCUCUCCAGAUCUGUCCAGUUGUUUUCUUAAAUGUCCCAAAGUCCUACAAGCCAGUGACCUUGUAUUUCUGCGGGCUCUGGGACGCCCACAAGCCACCUUUGUGAUAACUUGUUCUUGUAGAUAGCGAUUACAUUUUUGACCUUAUUUAAUGAACCGUAGUGUAAAUAUAUUGUAUUUGUUUAAAAUUCUUCUCUUGUGAAUAGGUCCAUUCAGUUCUUUCCUCUGGAAAAGCUGUAGUGUAUUAAGAUGGAACAAUAAUUAUCAGACAAUAGCCCUUUAUUUCUAAAAUAGGCUAUAAAAAUUAAAAACUUAUUGUUUAUUCUUGUAAUCAAAUUGCCAGUUUGGUUUAAUUGCCAAGAAAUUAAACCGACCUACAUCACACCAUGACAAACACAUUGCACUCUAAAAUUUCAAGUAAACUUUUUAUAAGUUCUGUUAGAUGUGUAAUAUUGUUUAGCAAUUAUCCCAUACAAAUCCAAUGAAGGAGACAUAAAUGCUGAACUAUAUAUAAUUGCAUUGUACGAAUAUUCCUACUGCAAAUUAUAUACAAUGUAUGAAUGUAUUUUUAAGUAAUGUGACUUCUCAGAGGCCCGUUCUGUUGCAUCAGCUGUUGAUCGGAGAUGUCAUACCCUUUAUCAUGGCAUCGCAGGACGAGCUGCAAAUGCUGACCUCUGCGAGUGUCAUUCGACAGGACAUUGACUACCUUUGUACUUAUCUAAAGUAUAUGAUUUAAAAAUAUCACGCACAGACUACCAUAGCACCUGCAGCCUCGCUCAUCACACUCGGGUAUUUACAUAAGCCAUUAGAAUUUGUAAUUUUUUUGAGAACCUUUAACUAUCAGUAACAUUUCAUAGGCUACAAAACAGGAGGUAGCUAUUAUGACAUGAAGGACGUGUGUGUAUUUUAGCACAUAUCAGAUAAUUGGAAUCAAAAUGUAUAGAAAUGUGUAAUUUAUUUAAACUUUCAGUGUAGAAGCAUAUCAGAAUAUAGUAUAAAAAAAAAAAAAAAAACAUUGAAAGGCAUUAACCACAAGGAAAAUGUUAGUUGUUGCUUUAUCCCUUUUGUUAUGGGUGAGGACGGGGAUCCCUUGCUGGGCACAGUUGCCCGCCGCCAGUCCGCUACGCCCCCGCAUCAGCGGUACCAAACCUGUGUACAGUUUUAUACUACGCCAUAUAACCUAUGUUAAUCUUAUAAAAUAUACCAGUGAUGUCGGUGGCAUCCCAGACUGUGUUUACCCCCGCAUUCUGUCCACAGUGGGUGGGGCUUAGCUCCAAUGUUACUCCCGCCUGGAUCAAUAAUCUGGGCUGUGCCAAUAAUCCAAGUCUGUGUACAGUGUCUUUGUAAAUAAAAUAUGGUUACUCUAUUGCUUAA
This is a messenger RNA of Procambarus clarkii (red swamp crayfish), 6047 nucleotides long. RefSeq lists its product as uncharacterized. The record is from RefSeq and is a predicted model, not a curated record. NCBI's taxonomy places the organism in Eukaryota, Metazoa, Arthropoda, Malacostraca, Decapoda, Cambaridae.